Molecule: messenger RNA, 1108 nt
Organism: Periconia digitata
Lineage: Eukaryota; Fungi; Ascomycota; Dothideomycetes; Pleosporales; Periconiaceae
Source: the annotation of a GenBank genome assembly
AUGGGCGAGGUUACAGAGAAACUGCCUUCGGCAGAAGAGCUCAAGGAAGACGUCAAGGCCGCCUCCAAGUCUUCCAUGCAGUCGCUGCGAGCCCUCGCUGCCGGCGGCGUGGGUGGUGUAUGCGCUGUGGUCGUGGGGCACCCCUUCGAUCUGGUCAAGGUGCGAUUACAGACGGCAGAGAAGGGAGUGUACAGCGGUGCAAUGGACGUUGUCAGGAAAACAAUUGCGCGUGAAGGUCUUGCGCGCGGUUUGUACGCAGGUGUAUCUGCGCCCUUAGUUGGCGUAACUCCCAUGUUUGCUGUCUCCUUCUGGGGCUACGAUGUCGGGAAACAGCUCGUCUCUUCUUUCUCCAAAGUCGAGAACAACCAGUUCUCCGUGGGCCAGGUCGCCGCUGCUGGUUUCUUCAGUGCCAUCCCAAUGACUCUCAUCACCGCACCUUUUGAACGCGUCAAAGUUCUGUUACAGAUUCAGGGCCAGAAACAGCUUGCGCCUGGCGAGAAACCCAAAUAUUCGGGCGGCGUCGAUGUGGUGCGCCAGUUAUACAAAGAGGGAGGCGUUCGCUCUGUGUUCCGCGGCUCCGCCAUGACGCUGGCCCGCGAUGGACCAGGCUCCGCAUGCUACUUCGCCACAUACGAGAUCGUCAAGAGAAGGUUGACACCCAAAGAUCCGGUGACAGGCCAGCCAGGUCAGCUAUCGCUAUCCGCUGUUAUGGUGGCUGGCGGUGCUGCUGGUAUUGCUAUGUGGAUUCCCGUUUUCCCCAUCGACACCAUCAAAUCACGACUACAGAGUGCCGAAGGUCGACCGACCAUUAGCGGCACUAUCAAGGGCAUUCACGCCAGCGGCGGCUUGAAAGCCUUUUUCCCUGGCAUGGGCCCUGCCAUGGCACGAGCUGUGCCCGCGAACGCAGCAACCUUCUUGGGUGUGGAACUGGCUCACAAAGCAAUGAACAAGAUGUUUGAUCGGGAUGGAGAGUAAGCGUUGAUGAAAGACCUCCGGUUAUAGAGCAAGACUUGGUGGUAACUCCUUUUCAAUGUAAUUACUUUUCAAGCGAUUUCAAGCGUUCAUCAGUUACAGGUAUUGUGACCCCCUCAGCCGCGAUAGACGUACU